Chelonus insularis is the source of this 1400-nucleotide messenger RNA. RefSeq names its product Ubiquitin-fold modifier 1 (gene Ufm1). The coding region runs from base 136 to 393 and encodes 85 amino acids. The record is from RefSeq and is a predicted model, not a curated record. Gene Ontology annotation, biological process: protein K69-linked ufmylation. The transcript is spliced from 4 exons. NCBI's taxonomy places the organism in Eukaryota, Metazoa, Arthropoda, Insecta, Hymenoptera, Braconidae. Gene Ontology annotation, cellular component: cytoplasm; nucleus.
AAGCAAUUCUCUUUCUUUACUUUCUUUUCAGUCUGAUUCAAAAUUUUCAUAUAUUCGUUAUUCACAGAAUCUGACGUCUAGGAAUAAGUUUGCAUUAAUUUUGAAUUUAAAUUGAAUGCUUUUUUCUCUUUAAUCAUGACAUCCAAAGUUACUUUUAAAAUUACUUUAACCUCAGAUCCAAAACUGCCAUUCAAAGUGUUGAGUGUCCCGGAAAACACUCCUUUCACUGCAGUAUUAAAAUUUGCUGCUGAAGAAUUCAGGGUAACACCAGCCACGUCAGCAAUUAUCACUGAUGAUGGUGUUGGGAUUAAUCCUCAACAAACUGCUGGCAAUGUAUUUUUGAAACAUGGUUCAGAACUGAGAUUAAUACCUAGAGAUCGUGUUGGUGGAUGAUUUAAGAGAAAUUAUAUUUAUUAUGAUUAAUAAAAAAUUUUAUUCUUAUUUUUAAUUAUAUAUUUACAAUAAAUAUUCUCAAUUAAUAUUAAUUGAAUAAUAAUUAUUAUAAAUGAAAGGAAAAAAAUUCAAUAUUUCUAAAUAAAAAAAUUACAUUAAAAAAUGACGAUUAUGUAUUAAGGAAAAGGUUGAGGAUACUUUGAUAAUGAAUAUUAAAAAACUUUAUUGUUGUUUAGUAGAAAGUUUUUAUAGAUGAAAUACAUGAAAGAUAUAAAUUCGAUACAAAGAGACGUCACUACUAAUUGUAAGAAAAAUCUACUUUACGGAUCAGCUUUAUAGCUCUAAAUAUUGCCAUCAGCAUUGAGAUACCUAUCAGGCUUUGAUCCGAUUUUUAUUGAUCAGUGAUAUUAUUCUAUAUUUUCACGAUUAAUUAUCUCAUUUGAAUAUUAUUAAAAGAAAUUUAUAAAAUUAUCGACCAAAAAACUACAUUACUAUAGGACAGAUGAUAAGAUAAUUGAGUAAUAAAUAAUUAGCUAAUAAUUAAUUAUUGAGUUACUUGUAAAAUUCAUCAAAAAAUUACAUAUUAUAUGAGUAUUUCCGUAUCAAAAUUUUUAAAUUAUACAAUCAAUAUUUGUCAGAACGCUGCUCUUAAGGAUAAACGAGGUUUUCAAAAUGUUUGUUAUCAAAAUUUUUUAAAUAUUUUUCUUUUUAAUCGGCGUGAAAUAUUCUUUUUGGCACCUCGUUAGUCGUCUACUAUAUCAGAAACAGGUGUUACUUUUUGCUUGUAUUAAUUAACGUUGUAUGUUAUAAUUUUUUUUUUUCAAAUUCAUUAUCGAAAUCAUUCCACAAAACGUUAAUUAUUCAAGCUCCAAAAAAAGGAUGGUAGCACCAGAUUGAAUUACAUUACCCUUAAUAUACAUACAAUCACCAGUUAUAAUAUUAAAAAAUGUAAAUUUUUCAUCUGAAAUAAUGUUUUCAUGGUAAUAAAAAAAUAUUAUAUAGAAAAA